Molecule: messenger RNA, 3175 nt
Organism: Maniola jurtina (meadow brown)
Lineage: Eukaryota; Metazoa; Arthropoda; Insecta; Lepidoptera; Nymphalidae
Gene: Sirt2
Product: NAD-dependent protein deacetylase sirtuin-2-like
Exons: 7
Coding region: 115-1383 (422 amino acids)
Molecular function (GO): NAD+ binding
Source: RefSeq, a predicted model, not a curated record
AAUAAACAACAAGCAGCAUAGUACAUAGUUAUAUAAUGAAACGAGACCAAUAAUAAAAUUAUUGUUAUCUUCGGCUUCAAGUUGCAAGUAGAUUUCGCUUAGCUAUUUCCGAGAAUGCGCGUCAUUUAUCUGUCAUUGUCAAACGGGCUGUGGCUAAAUUAUUGGGCGAAACUUCAGGUUUGGAGUCGCAAUUUUAAUAAAUUGCGAAUAAUGUCGGCUAAUUCGCCUCCCGGAAAAAGUGACGGCGAUGUACCUCAGGAUCGAGUCGUCCCGCCAACUCCAAUAGAAACAAUGGGUUCCAGGAUUCGGGACUUGGAUGUAGACUCGAUCAGAAGAUACUUAGCGCAGAAACUCGGUUUUUACGAGCCAUCCGAGCCGCCAGCUCAAGUCGAUAAAGUUUUGGAUGAAGUCAACUUAGAUGGUGUUGUUAAGUGGAUGAAGAAUUCACGAUGCCAAAAUGUCAUAACAUUAUCUGGAGCUGGUAUAUCUACGUCUGCUGGAAUACCCGAUUUCCGAAGCCCUGAAACAGGACUGUACCACAAUCUGCAAAAGUACAACUUGCCGGAACCUCAAGCUAUAUUUGAAAUCAACUUCUUCAGACAAAAUCCAAAACCAUUCUUCACAUUAGCAAAAGAAUUGUUUCCAGGGAAAUUUAAGCCCACUGUAUCACAUUAUUUUAUAAGGCUUUUACAUGAAAAAGGCAUCCUGUUACGUCACUACACACAAAACAUUGAUACACUGGAAAGAGGUGCUUGUAUACCCGAGGACAAAAUAGUGGAGGCGCAUGGCACAUUCUACACUUCACAUUGUUUGGAUUGCCGGAAACAAUAUUCCUUAGAGUUUAUUAAAGAAAAGAUAUUCUCUGACCAGAUCCCAAUAUGUACCGAGUGCCCAGGAAUAGUGAAGCCAGACAUAGUGUUCUUUGGUGAAAGUCUGCCAGAGAGGUUCCAGAGGUGCUUACAGGAAGACUUUCAGAAGUGUGAUAUGUUGAUUAUCAUGGGUUCAUCACUUGAGGUGCAACCGUUUGCAUCAUUGAUUGAUAUGGUCCCAGAAUGGUGUCCAAGAUUACUUAUCAAUCGUGAGAAAGCUGGCAUGCGGUCCCCACUGUUGAGGCUUUGGGGCCUGACAGGAGGAGGAUUGCAGUUAGAAGACGAUGCUGUGAGAGAUGUGGCCUGGCUCGGUGACUGUGAUGACGGCUGUCUGGUGUUAGCUGAUAAACUUGGUUGGGGGGAGGAACUUCGUGCGCUGGUAGCGCGCGAGCACGCGCGUCUCGAGCGGGAAGGGGGGUUGUCCUCCCCCCACAAACCGAACCCCUCUGUAACGCCCGCUGCUGAUGAGCCCCUGCCUGGUCAGAGCACAGUGACCACUGAACCCAAGCUAUGAGUAACAUCACCAUCAUAAAUUAUAACAAAAUAAUAGGUGCGAAAUUCAGCUGGCAAUUUUAACCAUGCGCAAUUAAUUUCAUAGUAAUAGGGAUGAUGACUACUAGUCAAAUCAGCGACUUCUUAUCAAACGUCAAAACGCUCGCUUAGUAUGGGAGCUUGUAUGAAAUACACAGAUGUGACGUCAUAGACAUUUGACGUACUUUUUUAGUUAAAUCGAUAAUUUAAAAUGGUCAGCAAACUUAAAACUACCAGCGAAUGUGGAUUCUAUGAAUUUUGGAAUACCCUCUAUUUAAUAAUUACCAAGAAAAAUUUAUUUUUGACCUAGGCAUCAUCCCCAUUGCAAUGAUUGCAAUACGUGCCGUGACACUAACGACAAUUUCAAACGUUUUGAGAGAGGUGAAAUUGGUAUCAUCUAUUCCAUUGUCAAUUUAAAGCUAUGCUGACAGUCGAAUUUCAAACGUGCCCCUGCCCACUCUACUGGUGCUAAUUUUGUUAUCCCCAAAAACUUGUAUUGGGGUCAAGGCACAUUAUGUGAGAGCCGAAAUGAUUCAAUGAGAUCACAAAUUUUGCAGAGUAAACAUUUUACUCUGACAUAAUUUUGUUUCGACGCUCGAAUUCUAUUAAAGUUGGUAAAAUGUAAAAUCUUAUACUAUAGUUGAGCCAUUCCAAAGAGCGAUCUGAGGUCGAAAUGUAUAGAGCGCACUUUGACUUUGCUUAGACUUAAGUUUCAGUUAAAACGAGACAGACUUAUUUCAGCUGUAUGUCGCUGUCUCGUUUUAAUAGUGUCUUAAGUCUAAGCAAAGUCAAAGUGCGCUCCAUAGAUCUCAGCCAUAGUGUUGUGAUCGAAUACUUCAGAAGUCGUUACCGAUAAAGGGAUGCCGUUCAGACGCGGGUAGCUGGGACUCCCUCGCUCUUUAUAACCUGUUAUCGACUAUCGACGAAUACUUUUUGACCCUACUACCGCAAAGCCAAAAGGAAGGGUUAUGAUUUUAGCAGUGUAUGUAGGUUUGUAUUUAUGUAUGUUCCACCGUAGCGUUUAAACUACUGAGCUGAUUUUUAUGACAGGUGUCAAUUGAUACGUUAUUAUGGUCCGGGGAGACAGGCUACAUUUUAUAUGAAAAAAAUCGAUUUGACAGAUGUUACAUCCAGAAAAGUGGGGGGUCUCCAAAUAUUUUUUUUGCUAUUGUAUAGAGUGAGAUAUCAAAUGAAAUAGGACCAAUCUGAGUUCAUAAAUAUACUCGUAGUACAAUGUUACCGAGCGAUAGAAAAACAAUUUUGUACUAUAUCUGACGUUACUAUCGGCAGUUCCCGGGUAGUAGUUAGAUUUUAGUGCUGUUUAACUUUAUCUUGUUACUACUACACUCAACACCAGAGCAUCAGGUUGCAUCCAUAAGGCCUGUACGAGAGAGCGAGAACUCCGAUAAAACAGAUUUAUGACUCAGUUCGCACGUUUCUAAUGGCUCAUCUAUAACCACACCAACUGUACCUAAUUAGUACCAGUGUCAUAUAGCGUAAAGAUUUAUCUGUAUCUACAUACAUAAGCAUGAAAUAAUUCCUAAAAUAUUGUCAUAAUAUUAUACAUGGUGAUAUAGAUAUUAAUAAUAGUGCCUCGUAUAUUAUGUAAUUAGUCAUUUAUUUUGAGCUAGGGGGAUGGGACUUUGGAGGUCCAAAUUUGGGCUUUUCGUUUUUACGGGAGUCGGGAGAGUUCCUUAAACCGUCGGUCCUGGUUUUAUCCGACUAACUUAGUAUGACGAAGGAUAUAGGCUACUUUUUAUCCCAGAAAAAAAGAG